Lycium ferocissimum is the source of this 1069-nucleotide messenger RNA. RefSeq names its product oxygen-evolving enhancer protein 2, chloroplastic-like. The record is from RefSeq and is a predicted model, not a curated record. Gene Ontology annotation, molecular function: calcium ion binding. Gene Ontology annotation, cellular component: photosystem II; photosystem II oxygen evolving complex; extrinsic component of membrane. Bases 156 to 938 code for a protein of 260 amino acids. NCBI's taxonomy places the organism in Eukaryota, Viridiplantae, Streptophyta, Magnoliopsida, Solanales, Solanaceae. Gene Ontology annotation, biological process: photosynthesis. The transcript is spliced from 4 exons.
CACAUUCAAGAUCCUCCCAGAAAACUCUACUAAUUAAUUUCCCUACACAUUUCACAUCAUAAAAUAAUCCAAAAACACAUUCCCAUAUCACCAUUUCAGCAGAAAAUAACAAAGAAGUUCAAGCCAAAGAAGGAGCAAGAAAAAAGAAGUAAUCAAUGGCUUCCACUCAAGGUUUCUUGCACUAUCAUCCACCGUCUAAAACUCCCUUAGUACCAUUGAAGGGUGUUUCAACACUCAAGCCUAACCAAUUGGUCUGUCGUGCCCAAAAAGAUCAACAAGAUAAUUAUGGCAACAGUGUUUCUGUCUCUCGUAGAUUGGCUCUCGCAGUUCUCAUUGGUGCUGCUGCUAUUGGUUCCAAAGGUUCCCCUGCUAAUGCUGCUUAUGGAGAAUCUGCCAAUGUUUUUGGGAAGCCAAAGAAAAACACCGAUUUCUUGCCCUACAAUGGAGAUGGAUUCAAGCUGCAAAUCCCAUCCAAAUGGAAUCCAAGCAAGGAAGUAGAAUACCCUGGCCAAGUUCUCAGAUUUGAAGACAACUUUGAUCCCAACAGCAAUGUCAUUGUCAUUGUUACUCCGACUGACAAGAGGUCCAUCACUGACUAUGGUUCACCAGAACAAUUCCUCUCUCAAGUGGACUUUCUGUUAGGAAAACAAGUUUACUUUGGCAAAACUGAUGCGGAGGGUGGAUUUGAAUCAGAUGCAGUGGCCACCGCAAACGUAUUGGAGACAUCAAGUGCAACAGUAGGAGGGAAGGAAUACUACUACUCGACUGUAUUGACAAGAACUGCUGAUGGAGAUGAAGGUGGAAAGCACCAGUUAAUCACAGCCACAGUAAAUGAUGGAAAACUUUACAUUUGCAAAGCACAAGCUGGUGACAAGAGAUGGUUCAAGGGAGCUAGAAAGUUUGUGGAGAAUACUGCAAGUUCUUUCAGUCUUGCAUAGAUUAAUGUAAAGAGUAUAUAUGGUGCUGAACUAAUUGAGUUGGUCAUGAAACUCUCUUGAUGCAAUCUGCAAAAUUGACGGAUAUUGUUGGAGGAAGCUAAUGUUAGUAGUUCAAUAUUUCCUUGUCACAC